Molecule: messenger RNA, 1888 nt
Organism: Daldinia caldariorum
Lineage: Eukaryota; Fungi; Ascomycota; Sordariomycetes; Xylariales; Hypoxylaceae
Exons: 2
Coding region: 1-1443 (480 amino acids)
Biological process (GO): cellular response to pH
Cellular component (GO): plasma membrane
Source: RefSeq, a predicted model, not a curated record
AUGCCUUUUCAGUUCAUACUCCCUACUACGAAACCCUUCUAUUUUUCUUCAAGUAUCGCUUUCGAGUCGCACCCCUCCUUGGCCAUCACAGCAAGCACAUAUCGUGGGGUUUUAAGCGACUCCUUGAAAAAGCAUAGACGGUUACCUGCUUCCUCUCAGCCGCCAAAUUUACCUUCAGUAAUCUCUAAUUUAAAUAACUAUCUCCCAUGCCUCCUUGCUAUCGACGCCGGCUUGAGUAAUAAGUCGGUUUCUGGUGAGCGCGUCGCCGUAGUCUUAACAUCUACUCCUAAUAUCCAAUGGCGGCCUACCUUGUCUGACUAUGCCAUACCCGGGAAGCAGAUAGCUAAGGUCAAAAUGCAGUCCUUGGAGUAUGAGCUGUUCUUCACUCUCUCAACUUUGGGCUAUACUAAUACCCUCCUUGCCCGCUCUACUUUGCAUCCACUCUAUGUAACCUCAGGAGAGCCUCUGAGCAUGCAAGAGCGCACCAAAAUAAUUACUACGGCUACAAAAUACCUACUGGAUGCCGCCUCGGUGCAUGACUAUGUUGCUCGCCGAGCUGAGGGUCUUUCUACCACACCCCCUUGUCCCGAUAUAUUUCAGUCAACCGCCCGCGCCAUGUCUUCACUUGCAUUAGCUGAAGCCACUUUACUCGCCGUCCUCAAAGACGACCCAUAUCCAGCCGUCGUCGCCCAGGACCGCAAUGAAAACGAUCGGGAGUGGAUGUACAAAGCGCCUGAGAUACCCAAGGUGCGAGCCCACCUAUUUGCCCGGCUGUGCCUCGCAGCUGCAGAGCACGCGGCUCAGGCAUCUUCCUUGUGCCGGUCCGCCACCGGAAAUGGAUCCUCCAAGCUUAACGAAGGGCUGCUGCGGUAUCUGGAGGACUUCCGGAAGACGAGCCGCGCAAAGGCGUGUCGGUUCUUCGGCAUCGACGCAGAACUGUCAGGCCAGACCGGAAACGCGCUGGGUUGGCUGCGGUGCGGGCUUCAGGAACUCGGCAUCAAGCCGAAGGAGGCGAAAAAAGGUCUUAGCCUUAGCCGCAUGAAGAAAGAUUGGGCGGAGAAGAGGGAAGACAAAAAGAUCGAACGGGGAACGAAUUGGGGCACGGACGCUGGGAAGCUAGAGGAAACACGUGUGAUCGAGAUGUUGGAUGCGAAAUGGACUAAAGUGAACGAUACCAUGCUCACCCAGGCUAUCCCGGCGCCUGGGACGUUACUGGCUAGUCUUCCGUCCGGAAGGGAUAUGCAUACAAUCAAACCGUACCAACCCCCGGAGAUGUCAAGAGAGUCUCUAGAAGCAAUGCGUGCGCCGCCGGAUCGGCCAGACGAUUACCUAGGCGAGGAGGAAAGUUCGGAUGAAGAGGGCGCUGCCGUCCCGGCACCGAUUGGCGCAUUCCCGGGUACGCAUGAAGAAUACCGAAGUGAGAGUACAAGGUCGUAUUACUAGCCGCUGUCGGUCUUCACUUCUCGCCAUGGGAAUCAAACCACAGCAGCUAGGUAGGACAGGUGCUUGCGUUGCGCUAUAAUGCCCCUUCCAGCGGUGCUCUCUGCAGCAAUACGCGUCUGAGUCUCGGAUAUGUCAGUGCUUCUAGGAAAUACAAUGCAGAGCCAAACAGGUGUGUAAGUGGACGUUCGUACAUUCAUAUUUUACUCACUUUUAUAUGCUACGACAAUUUAGUUACUAUUCCUUUCGUAGCAGGCCCCAAGAUACCCCCAAAGCUCACUCCGUUCUCGUUUUAGAAGUUAAGUUGAAAACAUGGCUGACGACCAUUUAUCUAGUCCACGUGUGCACCACGCCAUCCUAGCUUAGCAGCGCCCUUUGGGCAUUAAGAUCACGAGACUUGAUACCAAUUCAUAGCAUCAGAAGAGCUACCUCUCUAACUCUCCAUCCU